AUGAUUCAAACAGAAAUACCCAAUGAUGAAACAAUAGUAGUUCAUUUAGACCAUUUAAACACCUAUCCUAUUAAUAAUGAGCAUCAAAUGGAAACAAUUCCAGAAGUGGUAUUGCAACCAUUAUAUGUUCAGAGUGAAUUUGACCUUCGGACGGUUGAAAUUGGGGCGGAAACAGCAAAGCUUGUAUCUCCUACUUUGUCAGACCCAAAUUUGAGUGGAGGUGUUGAACAUUCCGGAAUUCUCUAUGCAGAAAUGAUUGCAGAUAAUUUAGAAGAAGAAGUUCCGGGCCCUUCUAAUGAAAUAAAUAGUAAACAAGAAGAGAAAGCUUUGGCUAGCAGAACAGCUUCGACAGAUGAAGGAAUUGGUUGUGGAGAUGGGGAAGAAUUAUUUAGACCUAGAGGGAAAAGUAGUGGGCAAUCUAGUAGAAAAGGGGGUGGAAGACUUAGAAAUCAGAGCGAAUUAGAAGUUAAUGCACAUCAUUAUAAAAUGCAAAAUGUUUAUAAAGAUCAAAAAGAAAAAUCGAGGAGUAAAAAGCCGUUGACUGAUAUUGACUUUGAAGGAAUUCUCAAAAUAAUUGGUGGGUGUUCGACAUGGCAAAUUCUAAUAUAUUUAAUUAUUUCUGCUCAUCAAAUGCCUCAUGCAAUGUUUAACCUUUCUGUUGUUUAUUUUACUUAUUUGCCUGAUCAUUGGUGUAAAUUACCGAGUUUUUCGAGAGAAUAUAUUGAAAAUCCAGAAAAUAAAAUUGGGCCAGGUUGGAGUUGGGAGAAGGCUUUAGAUGCUGGAAUAGCUUUUCCACAGGUUCGUAAUAGACGUACAAAACACGAUCAAUGUGCAGUUUACACAAUUUCUGAGGCACAGCUACGUGAAUAUUUGGCGAUGAACUUUACCGAAGCUAUACUUUUGGCUAGAGAACGGCCCCCUUAUUUGAUUCAACGGUGUAAACAAUGGGAAUAUGAUAGAAAUAUUAUGUCUGAUUCUGUAGUAACUCAGUGGGACCGGGUCUGUGACGAUAAUUGGAGUAGAGCACACGUUCAUCUUUCCUAUUCACUUGGAUAUUUAGUUGGGUGUAUGAUGGGUGGCUAUAUUUCGUUUAUUUAUUAUUUUUCCGGAAAUAUUAAAAAUAAACUUUCUCCCUCUCAUUUUCAUGAUCGGUAUGGACGCAAACCUGCAAUUUAUGGAUUUGCUAUUUUAUCAACAAUUUUUGGCUUUCUUUUAUCGUUUUCGAGAGAAUUUGAAGUAUUUUUAGUUGUAAGGUUUUUAUUAGCUGCGUGCAAUGAAGCUGCGGAUUUGGCUGCUUAUGUUUAUUGUAUGGAAAUUACUGGAGUACAAUAUCGCUCUAUAGUCGGCAGCCUCUUACAAGCCCCCUGGGCCUGUGGAUAUGCUUUUUUGGCUUUGGUCGCUUAUAUUUUUAGAUCUUGGACAUCAAUUCAAUUAAUUACCUCAACCCUUCAUUUCUUCGCCCUUUUCCUCGUUCAUCACUUACCGGAAAGUCCUCGAUGGUUAAUUGUAACUAAUAGGGUUGAUGAAGCAGAAAAAAUUAUUAGAAAGUUGAGCCUGUCAUUUCAACAAAAGUUCAUUACCUUCAGACUUGGAAUUGGUCCGGCAUUCCAUAAUCAACGUCCACAUUUUCUCCACUCAUUCAAAUCGCCAACAAUGGCUUUUAGAAAUGUUAUUAUUGGAUUAGUUUGGAUAGCUACUGCUUUGGUUUAUUAUGGAAUUGUUAUUGCUUUGUCUGAUCAAGUAAAUUAA
Meloidogyne enterolobii is the source of this 1749-nucleotide messenger RNA. The record is from the annotation of a GenBank genome assembly. Lineage: Eukaryota; Metazoa; Nematoda; Chromadorea; Rhabditida; Meloidogynidae.